CGCCUUACACCAGUGGUGACGUCGCGCGCGACCGAAAAUAAUACGAUAAUAGCAAACUAAAUUAUUAAAAGCAUAGUCCUAAGUUUAGUACUUCACAACAGUAUAAACGUAAUUUAAAAAUAUUAAAUCUUAGAUCAAUGUAUUAAUUUUCCACACAAACUGUUGAAAAUAAGCAACAACCGUGGAACUUACAAAGCUCUCAGUUAUAUCAAUCAAGAUGGCGUCGUCGAAUGGUAAGGAAUGUGCAAAAGUGACCGCUUCUAUGGAUAGUUUAAAAGUGUCAAGUAAGCAUACGUCUAAACAUGCGUCUUCUGAGUCUGUGCUAUCGAAGAAGGACAAAGAAUGUCUGCAAAUGCAGGAGUGUAAGAAGAAGUUAUUGGCUAUGGAACCACAGAUAAUAAUAAGGGAUGAGAACGUGGUGCUGCGAUCUCCGCCACAAAAGAAGAUUGUGAUGCCGGCACAGAUUAAUCCAGAGGAAUUAGCAGCCGCCACUCCCACACAACGCAACUGGCGAGGCAUUCUCAUAGCGCUGUUGGUGAUAGCGGCUGUGCUCGGAUUGAUAGUGUUUAGCAUAGCACUCCUCACCCCCACAGGAGACGAUGGAAGGGGGCGCGGAAGACGGCCUACUCUUGCCGAUGUUCUCACGGACCAUUAUAAGCAAUUUAACGGCACUUGGUUAUCAGACACAGAGUUAGUAUUCAGAUCACGAUGGGGUGGCCUCACACUGUUCAACGUGAAAAACUUUACCACGAGACUUCUCAUGAACAAUUCUACAUUCAGAGAAUUGAAUGCCGUAGACUUCAAAGUGUCGGCGGACCUAAAGUUUGUGCUCCUCAUAUCUGAUGUACGACCAGGAUGGAGGCACGCAAGGCUCGCCAGAUAUCACGUCUACGAUGUUAUAACAAGGAACCGAAUUCCCGUUUCACCAAUAGAGGAUGAUCGGUCCGCACCACUGCUUCAACACGCGGAGUGGGCCCCUGUUGGGUCAGGCUUGGUCUUCGUUCAUGAUAAUGACAUUUAUUACAAGCCCAAAGUACUGAAGGCACUAGUUUGCCGAAUCACUAGCAAUGGUGUCCCAGGUGUACUCUUCAAUGGCGUACCUGACUAUCUGUAUGAAACUGAAGUGCUCCGCCUCGACCGAGCCCUGUGGUUCAGUCCAGAUGGUCAAACCCUGAUGUACGUCAGUUAUAAUGACACUCUAGUGCCACAGUACAUGUACCCAUGGUACGGCCUGGAUCAGCCUGAGCCACCACCAUACCCUACUAUAAGGACACUUAGGUACCCGCAGGUCACCACCAACAAUCCAGUGGCGACGAUUUAUGUCGUUAGUCUGAAGACGCCCAAGUUCCUCUUUCCUCACGCCAUACAAUUUUCUCCACAAGUCGACAGAAAUUGGUACAUAAGAUGGAGCAGCUGGGUAUCAGAGCGGCAGAUCGGCGUAGUACUUCUAAACCGGCCGCAAAACGUCUCCAUCAUCACAAUUUGCAGUGCCGUACACUAUAAUUGUCAGGAUAUAUACCGUGACGAAACAGACGGAACCCGAUGGUCGGGACUGGGCGCGGAUCCAGAGGAUGAGGAGUGCGGGUGGUGCGGCGGGGGAGCCUUAGUCGGAGGUCCAGGGGGUGUGUUUACAACCAUGCCCAUCACUGAUCACGGAGGCGUAUGGAGACAUGCUGUAUUGCUGGGAAAGGACUCCAGAACUACAUUGACGCAAGGCAGCUUUGAAAUCACGCAACUAGUGGGAUGGGACGAACAGCGGAGAUAUUUAUACGUGAUAGGCACAGCGGUGGAGCGUGCAGGCGAACGUCAUGUCUAUCGUGUGCGCGUGCCAAAAGACGGAUGGCCCCCCGCACCCCGCUGCCUCACCUGCCCCAACACCCUUCCUGAUGAGGAUUCAUCACCCACCACUGAUCACACGGAGUACGAUAAUGUGACAUCGUCACUUCCUUCGUGGCCCACGUCCACCGUCUUGCCCCACGUAGCCGACGAAAAUGAUUCACUGCCAACGGAGUGUCUCUACAACAGAGUGUACUUUAGCAGGAACUUCUCCUAUUAUGUACAGGAAUGCCUCGGUCCUGGCCCUCCAGCUAUAUUUCUGUGUUCGAUGAGCGGCGCGCGUCUCUCCGUGCUUCACGAUGGACAGCCUUUACGACAACAUGUCGCUGCUCUUGCUUCUCCGCACAUCAAAGUGUUUAGAGUGGAGGUGCAAACUCACAGAGAGGCACGAGUGCGCCUUUUGCUGCCACCGGGGCUCAGAGACACCGACGACCUACCGCUACCUCUUGUUUUACACGUGUCUGCAUCACCGGGUGGUCAGCUGGUAUCGUCUCGUUGGGGCAUGGGAUGGGGCUGGUAUCUCGCCGCAGCACGGAACUUCAUAUUUGCACAAAUUGACGCAAGGGGCUCUGCUGGUCAGGGUGAAGAAUUACGAACAGAGAUAUAUCAAAAAUUGCUUUCAGUCGACGUAGAAGAUCAAAUCGCGGUUUUGUCAUACCUUCGCGAUAACCUCAAGAUGGUGGACGGCAGCCGUAUAGGGGUAUGGGGCGCAGGAUACGGGGCAGCCGCUGCACACGCUCUUGCCGCCGGAGACGCUAGAAACCUCACUCGAUGUCUUGCUCUUAUUGCACCGCUGGCUGACCUUACGCACCACACUUCAUUCUGGACAGAGAGGUAUGGGGGUGCAGGAGCGGGAAGUGGUGGGGGGGCAGUUUGGCGUCGCGCAGGCAACUUACCCCCUCGAAGGGUUUUACUGGCCCACGCUACGGCUGACACGCGAGCCCCGCCGCAUCACGCAUUAGCUCUAGCACACGCUCUUAUUAGGGCAGGAGCGCUCUACACUCAUCAUGUUUACCCAGAUGAGGGUCACAAUUUCGAGAAAUCCCAGAUCCAUCUAUAUAAGACCCUGGAGCAGUUCUUUGACGAAUGUUUUGGUCCCGUUGAAGUUGCAGAUUGGGACACAGGCGUUGAGGGACUAUUUCCAUUCCGGGACUAAAGACUAAUACUUUUUUUAAUACAUAUAAAUGACAGUUCUGAUAAUGUAUUAAGAAAUUAUGGUCAUUUACAGAUAUAAGAAAGGAAAUUACGUGAAUAUUUAAAAAAAUAACAAAUAUUAUAUGAAUAUAAGUUUUAUUCGGUGUUAUUUUUAUUUAUAAGGUAUACCUUAUGACACAUUGAAGGUAAAGCGUGUUACAAGAAAAAAAAAAAGGAAAACUGUCUUUAAUAUUUUGGAUGAAAAAUUCACAAAACGUCGGUUUGUCAAAGUCGGGUUUUUCGUUACACCUUUAAAUAAUAUAUGUAUAUUGUAUAUAAAUUACACUAGUUAGAAAUGAACUUAUCAUUAUAAAAUUCGGCAAUAAUUUGAUUUCUGUUGAAUCCAUAAUCACUUUUGCUUAUAUACCAUAUAAUGGCAAAAUAAUAAAAAACCCCGUCCUUAUAACCUAUAAGGGCAAAAAUAAUAACUUUAUAAAGAAUUUUAAUUUGAAUCUUGUAAAACCUUCGUUUGGUCGUCUGAUUAACGAACGUUGGAGGUUACUUCUUUAUCAGAAUCGUUUGUCAAAUGGAAUAUGUAAUAUUAUAAUUCCAAUUAGUUAGUAAACAAAUUGUCUUAGCCCUUGCACCGUUAUUUUACACGAAUAGAUUAUUGAAAUGGUGCAUAUUUACAAUAUUAAUACUUAUUUUACUAGAUUGAUAGUUUUGAAAGAAAUGAGAAGUGGAUUUGAGUGUUUUACCUUGAUGUAUUAUUAUUGUUAGAUAAAUGAAUUGUAAUAACAAUAGUUUGUGAAAAAAACGAAAAAAGAUUUGUGGUAUUUAAAAUAAAUAAUGGGAAAUAAUUUUACAUUAUAGAGUAUGGAAGCGGUCUGACUUAAAUUUUUAUUAUUAUUUACUCUGACAUCUCUCCAGUUUACGACAUAUUUUCGUGUUCGAUUAUUUUUUCACAAACUAUGUUUGAGCUCGACGCUCUCUGAAAAUUUUCUUAUGAUUAUAAUAAGGUAUAAAUGUUGUACUAUAUUUAAGCAUAAGCGUACGUCGUACCUACUUACUUGUGUCUAAAUUAUAUGUACCUCCUUACUUCAAUGUCGCUUUGAAUGUCAUCGUAACUUAGCUUUAAUAUUUUUAGAUUAUUCCAAAAUAAAUUCUAUUUCUACUACGCGUCACAGUCAUGAUGAUUAAGGAUAUUUAUAUAAUGGAUAUUUCUUUUUUUUUUGUGUAAAUCAUCGUGACUGAUACAAUUUUGCCCAACAAUGUAUGUUUAGUGAUGAAGUACCAAACAUAGAUUGCUAGAUUUUAAUAAAAAUAUUCAAACAAAUAGAUUUUAUAAAAAUAAUAAAAAUUAUAUUAUAAAAAUCCAUGUUAUAGAUGUCGUAUUUAUGUAUUACAGAGAAAUAUCGUUGUCAUAGAUAAUAUUGUGUAUAUUUUGUGUAACAAACGUUUUCUAGUCGAUAACUAUUCAUUAUUUAUUUUUACACUUUAUUCCUUAAUUAACAAUCCAAUUGUCCGAACGAUUCUUCACUGCCAAUUUUGUUUUAUCAAAAAAAAAUCAUUAUUAUACGUAAGAAUUAAUUUAAUUUAAAUAAACGUACCUAAAUCAGUUUCAUAAAUAUAAAAGAGUUCGUGAUAUAUUUGGAUAUUCGACGUCUCUUGUUUUUCGUUUCUUCAUAAAACUUAGUAGUUGGUACAUACUCUAUUUCUAUCUCAUGUUGUUAACUAUAAUUAAUUUAAAAUAGAAUUCAAUUAAAAAAUGUUUGGAACAUUUAUUAAUUAAUUGAAAUAAUAUAGUAUAACAGUUAAAUUUUAAACACUUAUCUUGUCAUCCUUACGAUCUAUUAAGAUGACAUUAUGUCUUAGUUUCCUAUGUAACCACGAAUUAUAAGGCACACUUAUUACAAGGAAGCAAUGCUUUUCGAAUUUCUAAUACUAGUUAAGUUAGACUUAACUUCUACUGCUGUAACUUGAUCAUCAGAACGAGCAGAUCAUAAUUUCCAUAUCAAUUUUGUAUGUUUAUUUCAUUUUAGUGCUGCGGCAUGGCAUUAUUGUAAGUGCAUUUAAUUUCUGAUACGCAAAAAAUUUCAUAUUAAUCUGUUUUCUCUAUCCUGUACGUAGGUAAGCUUUUUAUAAAUGCCAUGUAUGCGACAUUGUUUGCCUACUUUCCUUGUAUAGAUAAUGAAUGUGAUUUAAUUAAUCUAGGUUACGUUACGUGUAAAAUUGUUUUUAUGCUCAGUGGUUAUGUUGAGACGUUAUUUACAAUAAACUAUAAAAGUUGUUUUAA
Molecule: messenger RNA, 5266 nt
Organism: Pieris rapae (cabbage white)
Lineage: Eukaryota; Metazoa; Arthropoda; Insecta; Lepidoptera; Pieridae
Product: inactive dipeptidyl peptidase 10
Exons: 19
Coding region: 218-2992 (924 amino acids)
Biological process (GO): proteolysis
Molecular function (GO): serine-type peptidase activity; dipeptidyl-peptidase activity
Source: RefSeq, a predicted model, not a curated record